CUCAUCAACUUAUCACAUCCGCCCUCAUCCACUCUGAACUCCACACUCUGUCUUUCUCCCCUCCCUGACCGUACUUUUAGCGCUGCGCUGUUUCAAUCGUACCUGUAUCCUCUUCUCUUGUUUGUGAGAACAACACACCUUAUUCAUGCGUCCCGUCUCUUCAACUUGAUCGCUUUCAUAUCUUUGCUUGAUCAACAAAAAAACGUCGCUCCUCCCUUUUCACUUCUGUCACCUCCAACCAUGGCGAGCAGCAGCAGCAAGGAGUCGCGCUGUAGCCGCUGUCACCGUUCUGCCAACACCUCGCUUCUUGCCGUAGCAAUCCUCCUCGCCAGCCCUCUCACUCUCCUUUCUCAGGCACAAACAUCGUCUGCACCUCUCACCGUCUUUGCGCCCGCCUUUGCCAGGACCGCCACACGUCUCUACGUCCUUGGCGGUCGAAACGCCGCUACCAUCUAUAGCCAAUUCUUCUCGCUCGAUCUCACCAACUCCUGGAACAGCGCCACGCCUCUCUGGACAAAACUCAAGGAUGGACCCGGACAGGCCAUUUUUCCCGCUGCUUUCUCCGCAGAUCAAAAGACCAUGGUUACCUUCCAUUCGAAUAGCUCAGCCAACGCAUCCUUUGCCUAUCACUAUUCUGUUGUUACCGGUCAAUGGACUCAAUCUACAGUGCAGGCGCAGUUCGGAAGCAAUGAGGGUGUCGGCGCGGUGACAGACCCUAACACUGGGUUGGUCUAUCUUGCGGGUGGGUACGCGUCCGAAGAUCGCAACUCGAUUAACGUUUAUAACUUUGAGACGGAUACGAUGUCAGCGAACGCAUUGCCUCCGUCCACCACAGUUUUUCCGAAUCGCGAGUAUUAUGCCAAUGUCUGGUCACAGAAGCGGAAGAGUAUCCUUUAUUUUGGUGGAUAUAGUUUCUCAAGUCCUUCAUGGGAUAUGAUCCCAAGUGAUAACACUGUAGCAGAGUUUGUACCGUCGGCAUCAACGUGGUCCACAUUGGUAAGCGACCAGAUAUCUACGCGACUCCCGACGACAUAUGAUGAUGGCUCACUUAUGGUGAUCUAUGGAGGAAGGCUGUCCGACCGCACCACACUCAGUGGCGAAAUCUUUAUUUUUGACACUGUCGGCCGAACCUGGAGACAGGGCCUGACCGGCCCUCUUAGAGUUUACACAGCCUGCACCAUUGCCGGCAACCAGCUCUUGGUCUGGGGAGGACAGAGCUCGACAGAUUUGGUCGUGCCUACGGCAGUUUUGAUCUACGACCUGGACAGCAACGCGUGGAUCACGCAAUACACUCCUCCAGCAUCUUAUGUGGCUGCCAGGGCGUCCGAGACUAUCUCGAGCUCACCAAAAGCGACAAGCACGGGCUCACCCUCGAGCUCACCAGACGCGACAAGCACGGGCUCGCCCUCGAGCGACGGAUCAUCUCCGAGCAAUGUGGGUGCGAUUGUAGGAGGAAUCGUUGCGUGUGUGGCUGUGCUCUGUGCGGGAGCGUUUUUCUUCAUCUUCCGACGACGACGACGACAACAGCACAAGGCCAUCCCAUUGAACACGGCGAGCGAUCAUAAGGGUAGCGAAGAGUCCGGGCGGACGACACCGCCGCGUACUCAUGAUGAUGAGCUUCAACAGAUGCGGACACAGAUUCAGAAUCAGCAGGAGCAAAUAAAGUUGCUGUCGCUACAGCAACAGCAACAGCAGCUACAGUUGCCGAUCCAACCGCAGCAUCAGUAUCAGGACGCGACAUAUAACUACCAGCCACCGAUUUUCUAUUCAGCAGCUGGGGGACAAACAGCAAACCCAUUGAUUGCGACGACGGCAGGUUCUUCGCCACAAGAGUGGGAUACAGCGCAUACGUCACCAGGUUCGAUGAAGCUGGUACCGACGAGUGGUGGGUUGGCGCGUGCGGGCUAUGCGAACGCGCAGCAACAGCAUCUUGGGGUCAUGCCUGUGGUGUAUAAUCCGCCACCGACGACUGCAGGAUCCUCGGAGGCGGCGACGGAGGUAAAAGGCGAGUACGAGAGUAAUUACAGGGAGAAACGUCCACUCGGCAGCCCACAUGCUAUUAUUGAGACAUAGAUGCAGGAGUGCGAGCGUUAGAAAGCCGGGGGACAUGGAGGAAAGCGAGGAAGGAAAGGGCGAAGAAAAUGAUACCCCAUAGUUUAUUGAAGGAUCGCCUAACUAGUGUUUUAAUUGCAUCUCAUCUCAUCGGAUACUGUGUCCACAGUGCAUCGAAAU
Molecule: messenger RNA, 2232 nt
Organism: Gamsiella multidivaricata
Lineage: Eukaryota; Fungi; Mortierellomycota; Mortierellomycetes; Mortierellales; Mortierellaceae
Exons: 3
Coding region: 241-2073 (610 amino acids)
Biological process (GO): nitrile biosynthetic process
Cellular component (GO): nucleus; cytosol
Molecular function (GO): protein binding; enzyme regulator activity
Source: RefSeq, a predicted model, not a curated record